GUGACUGUGCCUCAGUGUGGCUCAGCCUCCCUCCCUCUGCUCCCUGGCUCUCUGAAGCUGCAGACGCGCUUUCACUCUCCCUACUUUCUCCUCCUGUCUGCUCCGCGGAGCGCUGCCGCCGCCGCCGCUGCUGCUGACCCUGGAUACUAUUUAAAUCUGUCAUUUCAAACGGGAUGAAAGCCAAUUUUUGCUUCGUUUUGCCCCCAUGUUCCUUCCUCCUGUUUCUUCUGCCAGGAGGCUCCUGUUCAGAUGCAGAGCACAGGCUCUUCUCUGGGAUAUUCUCCAACUACAACCAGUAUAUACGACCAGUGGAAAAUGUGACCGACCCAGUCAUUGUACAGUUCGAGGUGUCCAUGUCACAGCUGGUCAAAGUGGAUGAAGUCAAUCAGAUCAUGGAGACAAAUCUGUGGCUGAGACAUAUUUGGAAUGACUACAAACUCAGAUGGAAUCCAAAGGAUUUUGGAGGCGUCGAGUUUAUCCGGGUGCCGUCCAACAGGAUAUGGAAGCCAGACAUUGUGCUCUACAACAAUGCAGUCGGAGAUUUCCAGGUUGAUGACAAAACAAAGGCCCUGCUUCGGUACAAUGGUGAUGUCACCUGGAUCCCUCCAGCCAUAUUCAAGAGCUCCUGCAAGAUUGACGUCACCUACUUCCCCUUCGACUACCAAAACUGCACCAUGAAGUUUGGCUCCUGGACGUACGACAAGGCCAAGAUCGAUCUGGUGCUAAUUGGCUCAACUAUUAACCUCAAGGAUUUCUGGGAGACCGGCGAGUGGACGAUCAUCGACGCCCCUGGUUACAAACAUGACAUUAAGUACAACUGCUGUGAGGAAAUCUACACAGAUAUCACCUACUCAUUGUACAUCCGCCGCCUGCCACUUUUCUACACCAUAAACAUGAUCAUCCCCUGCCUUCUCAUCUCCUUCCUCACUGUGCUCGUCUUCUACCUGCCAUCUGAUUGCGGCGAGAAAGUCACUCUGUGUAUCUCCGUCCUGCUGUCUUUAACUGUCUUCCUCCUCGUCAUAACAGAGACCAUCCCCUCCACCUCACUAGUCAUCCCCCUGAUUGGUGAGUACCUCCUCUUCACCAUGAUCUUUGUCACCCUCUCUAUUGUCAUCACUGUCUUUGUGCUGAACGUACACUACCGCACACCAAAGACCCACACUAUGCCCUGCUGGGUGCGAACUGUAUUCCUGGGGCUGCUGCCCAGGGUGAUGUUCAUGACUAGGCCAGAGAGGGACCCUGAGACGGUGGCAGCGGCCAGCAGUGUUCAGACGGUGCAUUCAAGGCCCUGUGCCAUUCAUUCAUCAGGUACUUUGCAGAAGCAGCACAAACCUCAGGCCCUGGCCUCCGGUGUGGUGUCCAGCCUGACCAACCGCCAACGGCUUUUCAACAACACAGAGCUCUCCAAUCUCAAUAACUUAAGUGGAGACCCGGUCAAAGGUGCAGGCUCCACCUUCUUGUGCUGCGAGGGCCGUUGCAACUGCUGCUGGCACCAGAGAUCCAGCAAACUGCCUGCGGACUCUGGAGGAGGGAGUGGAGGGCUGGGCAGUUUGGGGGCACUGACUGGAGGCAGUGCUGUUGGGGUUGGAGGGGAAAGUCAGUGCUCCAGCUCAGAAUCUCUGGAUGGAGGAAUAAUGUCCCUGUUGCCGCUCUCACCUGAGGUCAGAGAGGCUAUUGAGAGUGUCAAAUACAUAGCAGAGAACAUGAGACUACAGAAUGAAGCGAAGGAGGUUCAGGAUGACUGGAAGUACGUUGCCAUGGUUAUUGACAGGAUCUUUCUUUGGGUUUUUGUCCUUGUGUGCAUUCUGGGAACAGCCGGCCUCUUCCUCCAGCCUCUAUUACUUGGGGAUGACAUUUGAAUCAGUUUGAUCAAACAAAUACUUGCACAGCAUUCGUUACAAAUACGAUCUCACCAUAGCUCAGACAAAGGAUCCAAGGCCGAGAAGAAAAGAUGACUGGUUUAGAGACUGUGUUUUCACAGAAGAAUUAGAUGAUUUUUGCGUGGGGAAGUGGUAUAAGGACUCUCACAUGCUGAGAACAUGGCUAACGAACAAUGGUAAAGACCAUGCUGGUUAGUUGUUUCAUUUUGUAGAAGAUAGUUCUGCAGUAAAUGUCAAUAUAAUCUAUAGUAACAAGGCAAAACUUUUGCAGAAUCAGUUGUUUUGAUGAGUAAUACAUACAUUUACUGAACUUGAGGUAUCUAAUUUCACAGUGAGCAAGUAUGUACAUACAUUCACAAAUGCAACCAUUAUGCCACACUAGAAAGCUCAAUAUUUUAAUCACCACUAUGUUCUAUAACAAGUAAAUCUUGAACAUUUUCUUCUCUAAAUGUUAAGUUCACAUUGAGUGCCACGCCAAAAAUAUGUGUGUGUGUGUGUGUGUGUGUGUGUGUGUGUGUGUGUGUGUGUGUGUGUGUGUGUGUGUGUUUAUGGAGAUAGCAGAGAAAAAAAAACUGAUUUCAGAAACAUGGAGGUGUAUGUUUCUGAGAACCAAGCAGGGAUGUUGACUGUGCUCAAAGGGUGACAUCAUGUGGUAACUUUUUGCUACUACAAACAAUAACAAGGCUUUCUGAUUGUUAAAGGGGAUAUGUCGCACAUAUUGUCAUAAUCUCGUUUGUAACAUAAUCUCACUUGUAACAUUCAUGAAAGGUUAGCACUAUAAGGCAUAAAAUGCUGCUUGAUCUGGAUCGCCUGACCUCCUGGAACGGCUGAUAUGAGACAUGUCAUUCAGAAUUUUUUGACCAUUUGAAUUUGAUAUUUACAAUUUACAAGUAUUCCACGUACAAAGAGAACAAAAUCUUCUAUAAACAUACACAUUUUAGUUCUGUUUUACUUGCAUAUAUCUGUAAAUAAA
Molecule: messenger RNA, 2853 nt
Organism: Epinephelus fuscoguttatus (brown-marbled grouper)
Lineage: Eukaryota; Metazoa; Chordata; Actinopteri; Perciformes; Serranidae
Gene: chrna3
Product: cholinergic receptor, nicotinic, alpha 3
Exons: 6
Coding region: 174-1859 (561 amino acids)
Biological process (GO): nervous system process; regulation of membrane potential; monoatomic ion transmembrane transport
Cellular component (GO): neuron projection; synapse; postsynaptic membrane
Molecular function (GO): transmembrane signaling receptor activity; acetylcholine-gated monoatomic cation-selective channel activity
Source: RefSeq, a predicted model, not a curated record